Lactuca virosa is the source of this 916-nucleotide messenger RNA. The record is from the annotation of a GenBank genome assembly. Lineage: Eukaryota; Viridiplantae; Streptophyta; Magnoliopsida; Asterales; Asteraceae.
CUUCAGCUCAUAUCUAAAAAAAAAUGCGGUGUUCCCUCGUUUGCCCUCGUACGCCCGUCCAUCAAACACACACCCACCUUAAUCAUCCCUCCGAUCUCCUCCCAAAUCCGACCAUCUCUAGCGCCGAUAAUCUCCUCUCACCUCCUCCCAUCGUCGAUGUCGCACAGCAUCGCCGCCCCCAUCGUCGAUCUCAUACACACGAGUUUUUCACAGCUUCUAAUAUCGACUCCUACCACCAAGGUCAGACCUCCGAAGCCAAUCUCCAACAACACCACCUUCUUCAGUGCUGGUAUCCUCCCUCGACAGCGCCGGCGACCGCCACUGAACCUCCAUCACGCACUAGAAACCUAGCUGUGAUUUAUCUAACAGAUGCCAAGGCUAUAGCUCCUGAGAUUUGCAAAGGGGAUGUGCGAAUGCAUAAAUGGAUGACUCCAGGAGCACCGAGUCUUAUAAAGAGAAUUCUUGAUCCAAACCCGAAAAGGAUAACAAUGGCAUAUAUUAAAGUAGAUGAAUGGUUUAAACAAGAUUACACUCCUGCAAAACCUAAUGAAGAUGAAGUUUUGUCAAUACAAGAGAGGCUGUAGAAAAUCAAGAAUUACCUACCCAUGUCAAUGCUUUUUGAGCUCAUUGGAAUGUCUUGGAGCCUUGAUCUCUCGGGUUUCUUUGAGAAAGAAGUAAAGAUUUUGAUUCAAUUUUUAAUUUUUUUUUAAGUUUUGAAAAAAAUAUUGUACUUGAUACAAAGUUACAAACACUGUUUGACAUCAGAGGAUGUAUAAGUUAUGGUAGUUUGUAAAUUUGUUUAUAAAUCCUUGUUUAUGUCGUAGUUUUAGAAGAGUUAAAUGCAUAAUGUAAGAAUAAACUUGCAUUUUUAUGCAUAAUGUCAGAAUAAACUUGCUAAAUUUAGAUUUUAUAUGGU